AUGGACUUGAAUCAAAGAAAGGAAAAAAAGGGCCAGCAUGUUGGAUGCUGUGGCUCCAGGACAGACCUGUCUGCUGACACAGUGGAACUGAUAGAAAGAAUGGACAGAUUGGCUGAAAAUCAGGCGACAGCUUCCAUGUCGAUCGUUGCGUUACCGUCUAGCUUCCAGGAGAGCAAUAGCAGUGACAGGUGCAGAAAGUAUUGCAGCAGUGAUGAGGACAGCGACACGUGCAUUCAUGGUAGUGCUAAUGCCAGUACCAAUGCGACUACCAACUCCAGCACUAAUGCUACUACCACUGCCAGCAUCAACGUCAGGACUAGUGCGACUACCACUGCCAGCAUCAACGUCAGGACUAGUGCGACUACCACUGAAAGUACCAACUCCAACACUAAUGCUACUACCACUGAAAGUACCAACUCCAGCACUAAUGCUACUACCACUGCCAGCAUCAACGUCAGGACUAGUGCGACUACCACUGAAAGUACCAACUCCAGCACUAAUGCUACUACCACUGCCAGCAUCAACGUCAGGACUAGUGCGACUACCACUGAAAGUACCAACUCCAGCACUAAUGCUACUACCACUGCCAGCAUCAACGUCAGGACUAGUGCGACUACCACUGAAAGUACCAACUCCAACACUAAUGCCAGUACCAAUGCGACUACCAACUCCAGCACUAAUGCUACUACCACUGCCAGCACCAACGUCAGGACUAGUGCUACUACCAAUGCGACUACCAACUCCAGCACUAAUGCUACUACCACUGCCAGCACCAACGUCAGGACUAGUGCUACUACCACUGCCAGCACCAACGUCAGGACUAGUGCUACUACCACUGCCAGCAUCAACGUCAGGACUAGUGCUACUACCACUGAAAGUAUCAACUCUAGCACUAAUGCUACUACCACUGAAAGUACCAACUCCAACACUAGUGCUACUACCACCGAAAGUACCGACUCCAACACUAAUGCUACUACCACUGCUAGCAUCAACGUCAGGACUAGUGCGACUACCACUGAAAGUACCAACUCCAACACUAGUGCUACUACCACCGAAAGUACCGACUCCAACACUAGUGCUACUACCACUGCUAGCACCAACUCCAGCACUAAUGCCACUACCACUGCUAGCACCAACUCCAGCACUAAUGCCACUACCACUGAAAGUACCAACGCUAGUGCCAAGGAGGACGCCAAUAAAGAUGGCAAUGCUGAGGAUAAUAGAUUCCAUCCAGUCACCGACAUUAACAAAGAGUCGUAUAAGCGGAAAGGGAGUCAAAUGGUUUUCCUAGAGAGAAAGAAACUGAAAGCACAAUUUCCCAAUACUUCCGAGAAUAUGAAUGUCUUACAGUUUCUUGGAUUUCGGUCUGACGAAAUUAAACAUCUUUUCCUCUAUGGUAUUGACAUAUACUUCUGCCCAGAGGGAGUAUUCACACAAUACGGAUUAUGCAAGGGCUGUCAAAAGAUGUUCGGGCUCUGUGUCUGUUGGGCUGGCCAGAAAGUAUCGUAUCGGAGGAUAGCUUGGGAAGCACUAGCUGUGGAGAGAAUGCUGCGAAAUGAUGAGGAAUACAAAGAAUACUUGGAAGACAUCGAGCCAUAUCAUGGGGACCCUGUAGGAUAUUUGAAAUAUUUUAGCGUAAAAAGGAGAGAGAUCUACUCUCAGAUACAGAGAAAUUAUGCUUGGUACCUGGCCAUUACUAGAAGAAGAGAAACAAUUAGUGUAUUGGAUUCGACAAGAGGCAAGCAAGGGAGCCAAGUUUUCCGCAUGUCUGGAAGGCAGAUCAAAGAGUUGUAUUAUAAAGUAUGGAGCAACUUGCGUGAAUCGAAGACAGAGGUGCUGCAGUACUUUUUGAACUGGGACGAAAAAAAGUGCCGGGAAGAAUGGGAGGCAAAAGACGAUACGGUCUUUGUGGAAGCGCUCGAGAAAGUUGGAGUUUUUCAGCGUUUGCGUUCCAUGACGAGCGCUGGACUGCAGGGUCCGCAGUACGUCAAGCUGCAGUUUAGCAGGCAUCAUCGACAGUUGAGGAGCAGAUAUGAAUUAAGUCUAGGAAUGCACUUGCGAGAUCAGCUUGCGCUGGGAGUUACCCCAUCUAAAGUGCCGCAUUGGACGGCAUUCCUGUCGAUGCUGAUAGGGCUGUUCUACAAUAAAACAUUUCGGCAGAAACUGGAAUAUCUUUUGGAGCAGAUUUCGGAGAUGUGGUUGUUACCACAUUGGCUUGAUUUGGCAAACGUUGAAGUUCUCGCUGCAGAUAACACGAGGGUACCACUGUACAUGCUGAUGGUAGCGGUUCACAAAGAGCUGGAUAGCGAUGAUGUUCCAGACGGUAGAUUUGAUAUAAUAUUACUAUGUAGAGAUUCGAGCAGAGAAGUUGGAGAGUGA
Molecule: messenger RNA, 2379 nt
Organism: Saccharomyces cerevisiae S288C
Lineage: Eukaryota; Fungi; Ascomycota; Saccharomycetes; Saccharomycetales; Saccharomycetaceae
Gene: YBL113C
Exons: 1
Coding region: 1-2379 (792 amino acids)
Source: RefSeq, marked reviewed